AUGUCGGCCAAAGCAGAAGCUACGAUACCUGCCGCCCAGAAGAAGACAUUCGGCAAGUCGACGAGGGAGGUCCCUCACCACACCCAGAAGGCCAGCAAGUGGUACCCUGCGGAAGAUGAGGCCCAGCCAAAGAAGGUUCGCAAGUCCAUCCGUGCCCACACUCCCCGCCCAACUCUCACUCCCGGUACCAUUCUCAUCCUCCUCGCUGGCCGUUUCCGCGGCAAGCGCGUUGUCCUCCUGAAGAACCUCUCUCAAGGUGUCAUCCUCGUUACUGGUCCAUUCAAGGUCAACGGUGUUCCCCUCCGAAGAGUUAACGCCCGCUAUGUUAUCGCCACUUCCCAGAAGAUCGAUCUCUCCGGUCUCGACCAGAAGAAGGUUGAUGAGAUAGCUUCCGAGAAGUACUUCGCUCGGGAGAAGGCCGACAAGAAGAAGAAGGGAGAGGAGGAAUUCUUCAAGCAAGGCGAGAAGCCAGAGAAGAAGAAGCCCUCAAGCAGCCGCGCCGCCGACCAGAAGGCCGUCGACAAGGCCAUCCUAGCAACUAUUAAGAAAGAGCAAUUCCUCCAGCAAUACCUCGCCAGCUCGUUCAGCCUGCGUAAGGGAGAUCGACCACACGAGAUGAAAUGGUGAACGGAUGGGUAUUCGGGCGUAGAACAGCGGAUGGAGGACAAUUGACGAGUCUAUUGCAUUUCUGACCUGAUGUUAUGGUCUCAAUUGCCAGGGCGCUUUGUAAUCAGCUUUGCAAUAACGAAGAAAUCACAAGGCAGGAAUACGGUUGUUCGUGUGUUGUGCAUGUGAAUGAUACCAUGCAAGAUACUGACUUUGAAGGAGAUAAGCCGCCAAGGUAUGAUCACGAGGUUGGAAUACUCGGCAGCUCCGUGCAAAAGAAUAGGGUCAGGGGCAAAGCUAAAUUGUUGCAAUAGCAAUAGCAACAACUAGGUAAAAUUGGCUCGAGU
Messenger RNA from Amorphotheca resinae ATCC 22711, 953 nucleotides. RefSeq lists its product as hypothetical. The transcript has 3 exons. Lineage: Eukaryota; Fungi; Ascomycota; Leotiomycetes; Helotiales; Amorphothecaceae. Gene Ontology annotation, biological process: cytoplasmic translation; ribosomal large subunit assembly. The record is from RefSeq and is a predicted model, not a curated record. The coding region runs from base 1 to 627 and encodes 208 amino acids. Gene Ontology annotation, molecular function: RNA binding; structural constituent of ribosome. Gene Ontology annotation, cellular component: ribosome; cytosolic large ribosomal subunit.